Messenger RNA from Raphanus sativus (radish), 1388 nucleotides. RefSeq names its product CASP-like protein 3A1. The transcript has 3 exons. Lineage: Eukaryota; Viridiplantae; Streptophyta; Magnoliopsida; Brassicales; Brassicaceae. The coding region runs from base 581 to 1207 and encodes 208 amino acids. The record is from RefSeq and is a predicted model, not a curated record.
ACUGGAAACAGCUCAGUUGUUUGCUCUCUCUCUCACGAACCCUUCAAUAGUAUGAUUCGGGUAUGGUUUUCGAUGAUUUGCAUGAAGCUCACUCCCUAGAUUAACCUAUUCCGUGAUGAGGAAGUUAGCUAUUUCAAUUUUUGUUGCCUUUGCAAGGGGAGAUAGAGAAGACUCUGUUGAGUAGAUAUUUUUGGUGCUCAGCAAGUUUCAGGCAGUCAGAGUUGGUACCGUAGUAGUAGUACUGAGCAGGAUUAUAAAGAGAAGGGGUGGUUUAGCAGAGCUAAAGCCUCUUCUCGUCCUCACUACUUACAUAACGGAAGUCGUUGACUUGAUUUUCAGUGUUUGAAGUGGCAUUUUCUUAGUAGUUCAAACUUUAAAGUUGUCUUUGUAUGGACGACAGCUAUAAUUGGUAACAUCUGAUUAUAAUUUUCUUCUCUUUUUUUUGCAUUUAAAUAUUUGUUUGUAUUUGAGCAGACAAAGGUCCAUGCCUCGUGCAGAACGACCAACGACUACGAACGCUUGAAAGACACUGAUUAACAUCUAACCUGAGAAGCCUCACGGUAUAUCAUUACGAGACGCCAUGGCGAAAGUUACAGAGCAGAAACAGAACUCUCUAACUGUGGAAGAGACGAAGCUUGAUAUCCGCGAUGUGGUCACCACCAGAUACGAAGAGGAUGACCGUCACGGGGAAAGACGCGGUGACGUGGCAAUGGUUGUGCUACGAGCCAUGUGCAUGGCCGUUUCGGCGGUGGCUGUGUUGUUAAUGGUGACAGCUCGUGAGACUAGCAUGACCACCCUCUACGGUUUCGAGUUUCAGCUCCACGCCGUCUGGUCUCUCUCAGAUUCCCUCAUAUAUCUAGUGGUGGUUACAUCGGCGACGGUUAUUUACUCAUGCUUGCAACUGGUUUUAAGUGGGACCAGACUAAUGAGACGAUCACCAGUGGUUCCGACAAGAAGACAAGCAUGGUUUUGUUUCGUUGCAGAUCAGAUACUGGGAUACGCGAUGGUGAGUGGAGGAUCAGCGGCUUUAGGAGUGACGAAUAUGAACAGAACAGGUAUCAGACACAUGCCUCUUCCUAAUUUCUGCAAAUCUCUUGAUUUCUUUUGCGACCAUCUCGCAAUCUCCAUCGUCUUUGCCUUGUUCGCGUUUCUUCUACUGGCUGCUUCUUCUAUUCUCGACGUUGUCGCUCUCUCACGCGACUGCUAGAGAGUUAUUACUGUUUUACCCUUUUAUGUCAUGUUUGUUUCCUACGUAUGAUGUUUUAUGAGUUGUUAUGAAUGUGUGGUUCGAAAAAGAAAGCAUGUUAUGAAUGUUUUUUCUUUUUGAUAUUUGUUUGUUUUAGUUGAUGUCAGUGAAUCUUCCAGUUCCAAAGUUUUGAUUUUGUUGA